AACUAAUCUGAAAAUAAUUUACUAAUACAAUAUUCUCGAGAAAGAUAAGGUGUGGCUGCAAUGUCUGAAGCAGAAAAGAAAUUGCCUUUCAUACCAGAGGAAUGGUCGAAUGCAGCAAGUUCUGUCUCCACCAGUUCGUUGCAACCGGUAAUAGCUUUGGUCUGUGGCCCUAAAAACAGUGGCAAAAGCACAUUUUCACGCAAUCUUGUUGAAGUUCUUCUCCAAAGAUACAAAAGGGUUGCUUAUUUGGACACUGAUGUUGGCCAGCCUGAAUUUACUGCACCUGGUUUCCUUUCUCUCACAGUUGUUGAUAAAUCAAUUCUAGAAUCGGAUUGGACAGUUCCAUGUGUAAAGACACCAGAGAGAUGCUUCUUCUAUGGUGAUGUUUCUUCAAAGAGGGAUCCAAAGGCAUAUUUAAGAUAUGUAUAUACCUUAUUCGAUUACUAUCAGCUACACUUCUGCAAGUCUAGCGAGAACAAAACUGAACUGCCGCUUGUCAUUAAUACACCAGGAUGGGUUAAAGGAAUUGGCUAUGAGUUAUUGGUGGACGUACUGAGAUAUGUUUCUCCUUCCCACGUUGUGAAAAUCAACAUCUCUGCUUACAACAAGAACCUACCAGCUGGUUUGUUCUGGUUAGACGGUAAUGAUGAUGAGACGGCUCAUUUGAUAGAGAUUCAAUCUGCUUACCAAGACAGAUAUAAUCAAUCUAUUUUAAUACAUAAGGAUGCUCGCUUGAUGAGGGACAUGCGUAUAAUCGCCUACUUCAGGCAAUGCAUUAAAGGAAAAGAAGUAAACACGAUUAAAGAACUAACCCAUGAACUCGCUUCCCAUACUCCUUAUGAAGUUCCAAUAUCGAGUUUAACAAUCAACCAUCUCCAUUGUCAGAUCCCAAGUUCUGAAGUGUUUUAUAGUUUGAAUGCUUCCAUUGUUGGUUUGGGCGUUAGCAACGACGUGUUUGAAGAUUUGCCAUCAUGUGUAGGUCUUGGAAUCGUGAGGGGUAUUGACACAGAGAGAGGAAUAUUAUACGUGAUCACUCCAGUUCCAGAAAACGUAGUUGAGAAAGUUGAUCUUCUAUUGCAAGGCUAUAUUCAGUUACCUACUUGCCUCUUAGAGGUGAAGGAUUAUAGGUCGAGGAUAAUCGUUAAGAAUAUUCCCAAAUAUGUGACAGAGGAUGAACUACGAGGUAUCUUUUCACGAAAAGGAGAAAUCACAGACGUAAAAUUGAAGCGUUUAAGUGAUGGCACAAGUAGACAAUUUGCUUAUAUUGGGUUUCGUAAUGAACAAGAAGCUCAAGAUGCUAUCACUUACUUUAACAAGUCUUUCAUUGAUACUCUUCGAAUAUCUGUUUUGCUUGCGGACCCUCCUCCGAGGACACAAGGGAAGGUUGAUGAAAAUAGUGAACAUGCUUAUGCUAAAGGAGACAAAAAGAUUAAGAAGAAACCAGAGGCUGAUCAUGAUCCUCAGCUUAGAGAAUUUCUUCAUGAGCAUAAGAAGUUGAAAUUCUGGUCCAAUGACAUGUGUAUUACUCCUUCCACCGGCAAAGAUAAGGUCUCGCCAGUAAGUUUUUCCAAUGGUGCCAAAAGAUCAGUCUUAGAUUCUAAAAAGACUAGGAAGAAUAAAGUUGGUGAUCAUGAUGUUUCUGAUAUGGAAUAUUUCAAGAGUCGGAUAAAGAAAAAUCUGUCGGAUUCGGACAGUGAUUGUGAAACUGAUAGUCGUGAAGAUGCAAUUCAUGUUUUUCCUAUUGAUGGAGAAGUUGAAGCUGACAGAGUCGACAAAGAUGAUGAUGAUGAUGAUGAUGGCCAUGCAAUGGAUGGCAGUGAUGAUGUUCUUGACACUAGUCGCCUUUUCGUCCAUGGCCUGCCUUACUCUACAACAGAAGAAGAGCUUACGGAACAUUUCAGCAAAUUCGGUGAUAUAUCAGAGGUCCAUCUUGUUCUUGACAAGGAUACCAGAAAUUCCAGAGGAAUGGCCUACGUCCUUUACCUCAUACCGGAAUCUGCAAAAAGGGCAAUGGAGAAAUUGGAUAAGUUACCUUUCCAGGGGCGGACGUUGCAUAUUUCACCAGCUAAGCCCCGUGCAAAGUCUGCUACACAAGUAGAUAACUCUUCUAAUCUGCCAAAAUCAUUCAAGCAAAAGAGGGAGGAACAAAGGAAGGCGUCUGAAGCUUGUGGAAACACAAAGGCUUGGAACAGUUUCUUCAUGCGACCCGAUACUAUCCUGGAAAACUUAGUCAGGUCGUAUGGUGUAACAAAGAGUGAGUUACUUGACCGUGAAUGCGAAGAUCCUGCAGUACGCCUUGCUUUGGGAGAAACAAAAGUGAUUAUGGAGACCAAAGAAGCCCUUGCUAAAGCUGGAGUACGUGUCACCUCUUUGGAAGAAUUUGCUGCACGGAAAGGUGAUGUGAAGAACAGAAGCAAACAUAUUCUCUUAGUAAAGAAUUUGCCAUUUGCUUCCACUGAAAAGGAACUGGCUCAAAUGUUUGGACGAUUUGGAAGUCUAGACAAAAUUGUUCUCCCUCCGACGAAGACGAUGGCUUUGGUUGUUUUCCUUGAACCGGCUGAGGCACGUGCAGCUUUGAACGGAAUGGCAUACAAGCGUUACAAAGAUGUUCCCCUGUAUCUGGAGUGGGCUCCUCGAGAUAUUCUUGAGCCAAAAGCACUUGCCGAUAACAAAGAAAAGAAGAGUGCUGUUGAAGAAAAUGAUGCGAGAAGAGUCAACCUGGAUCAGCAGGUUGGAAUCUAUUCGGAUAUAGCCGAGUCAAAUGUCCUUCAUGUAAAGAAUCUGAGCUUCAAGACAACUGAUGAGGGUUUGAAGAAGCAUUUGACUGGACUGGUGAAGCAGGGAAAGAUUCUGAGUGUUAAGAUAAUAAGAGAUUGGAAGAGACGUCGUUCAAGCGGUUAUGGUUUUGUAGAAUUUGACUCCGUAGAGACGGCGACCAGUGUCUACAGAGAUCUACCAGUAGAGGGAAAUGUUCUGGAUGGGCAUUCUUUGAUCUUGAGUUAUUCUGAAAACAAGCGGAGUGAAACGGUUGGGGAAGGUUCAGACAAGGUCACAAAUUUGGCAAAGUUACAUGUGAAAAAUGUAGCUUUUGAAGCAACCGAGAAAGAACUAAGACAGCUUUUCAGUCCAUUUGGACAGAUCAAGAGUGUUAGGAUUCCAUUGCAGAAUGUGGGAAAAUAUGCUGGUUUUGGUUUUGUUGAAUUUGGGACAAUGCAAGAAGCUUUAAACGCUAAAAAGGCAUUCUCCAACACCCAUUUCUAUGGACGCCAUUUGGUGCUCGAGUGGGCUCAUGAUGACAAGAGAAAAUCUUGUGCUGCCAAGUAUAUGGACCAAGAAAACGAUAAUCCAAAGAAAAGGAAAAGAUGGACAGUUGUUGGUAGAGGUAGAGAGACGUCAAAGAAAAGGUUACGAUUAAGGCCGCCGGCGACGAUUGAGGGAAGAAUAGAGAGGCCGCCGGCGACGAUUAGGCCGGACUCUGUCACCGAUUUCACCCUCUCCGACGAUGGCCGAUUCGUUGUUCACUUGCCCAAUUCCUGUGAAAUUGAAUUUGACUACCUCGUUCAAUACGACAAGACUAUAUCUGGCCGUAUCGGUUACAGCUCAAUCACCGAGCUCAAGGGUAUUCAGGUGAAGAAAUUCUUUAUUUGGCUCGAUGUCGAUGAAAUCAAGGUCGAUCUUCCGCCGUCUGAUUCCAUCUACUUCAAAGUUGGGUUUAUCAAUAAGAAGCUUGAUAUUGACCAGUUUAAGACUAUACAUUCGUGCCAUGACAAUGGUGUCUCUGGUUCUUGUGGAGAUUCAUGGAAGAGUUUUCUUGAGAAAGGGCAAGGAAUGAUGGAUGAAGCGGAAAUGUUAAUCACCGAGUAAAACACUCUUUGCAAUCACAGAGUCUGCGACAACACGCAGAUAGAGUUGAGUCUCAAGUCAAGUCUUUGUACAUAAUACAUACAAUAACUAGACAAGUCUUUU
This is a messenger RNA of Arabidopsis arenosa, 3966 nucleotides long. NCBI's taxonomy places the organism in Eukaryota, Viridiplantae, Streptophyta, Magnoliopsida, Brassicales, Brassicaceae. The record is from the annotation of a GenBank genome assembly.